AUGGUCUUUUUGCCAUUAACAUGUGCUGUGGUCAUCAUCAGCUGCGUUUAUGGAAGACCUCCAUUACCUCCUUUGCCAACGAAAGGUGAGCUUGCAGCAGCUACACUACACACACUGCACACUAUGCUGGGGCGCUACAGAAAUGAGACCUACUGCGUAACUGGAAGUAUCAAGCUGCACGUGUACGAGCCCACUUUAGUAGACAUGAAAAAGCUGACGCAUAACGUGAGAGCUGCAGUGGGAGAGAAUCUGACAUUAGAGUGUCCAUCUCUGCGUAACUUCAACAAGACGGACAGCAUGAUAAAGUGGUACAAGGACUCCAACACCACUGCACCUCCAGCAGGCAGAGCAGGGUCCUUCCAACAGCACGUAGGCAAACUGAUGAUCCCAGCUGUGAAGCGAACCCAUGCAGGCAUCUACACCUGCAAGCUCAGGGUGCGCAUUAACAACCAGCAGUACAAAGUCAGCAGAGUCUAUCUUCUCCAUGUGCAAGGCCCUGAUCCUGAGGUCACAACCAAAUCCACUGUGCCUAACAUCUCUGUGACCUCUGACCCUGGGUUAAUCAGCACCAGCACUGUCAACACUCCAAUAGUUCAGCCACCUGUGAUUGUUUCACCACUAAAUGGAACCGUUUUUGAAAGUCCACAUGGUUCAGGACUGAAACUGUUCUGUCAGGUGCUCACCGAAUGUCAAACAGCAGAUUCUACUGAGGUCACAUGGUUGGUAAACAGCCAGACAGUGGAGUCAUCGUACCUUGACAAGCGUGCUCUGCAGGGGGGAAGAAGGGUUACCAGGGUGUCCAAAGGCUGCCAGAUCGAGUUGAGGCUAAUUGUCGAACCAAUAACAGAAGAAGACGAGGAGUCAGAGUUAAAAUGUGUCACUCAAAACAAAGGAGGAAGACGAGAAGUUGUUGCACAGCUUCGACUAGAAGACCGAUACAGAGUCUGCAUCGCUGCAGCCACAGCACCAAUCCCUCUGUCGAUCUCCUGUUCCCUUCUCCCGUCACUCGUGAACAGAGAUGGGCAGUAA
Molecule: messenger RNA, 1029 nt
Organism: Neolamprologus brichardi
Lineage: Eukaryota; Metazoa; Chordata; Actinopteri; Cichliformes; Cichlidae
Source: RefSeq, a predicted model, not a curated record